Molecule: messenger RNA, 1824 nt
Organism: Arabis nemorensis
Lineage: Eukaryota; Viridiplantae; Streptophyta; Magnoliopsida; Brassicales; Brassicaceae
Source: the annotation of a GenBank genome assembly
AUGUGGAGAAGAGUAGUAUCUACUCGUGUCAAAUCCGUAGCACCUGAGACGUCUCCUCUUUCGUGUGCUUUUCUUACGCAUUUUAGCUUUAAAUCAGGUGAUCCUAAAGGGAUUUAUAGGGAAGCUAAUGGUGUCAAAUACCUAGCACCUGCCGAUUUCAUUGAUGCUUCUCCUCUUUCGUCUGCUUUUCGUAGGCAUUUUAGUUCCAAAUCAGGUGAUCCUAAAGGGAUUGAUAAAGAAGAUGUUGGGCAGGCUGAUAAAGAUGAAUGGGAACUUGAUCUAGAGGGUGAUAACGUGCUAGGUAAUUUGAGGAAGCCUAAAGGUCGUGACAUAGUUUAUAAGGUGUAUGAUAUCUUGAGGAAUGAAGAAUGGAGUGUCGAUUUGGAGAAGCUAGAAAAUUUGAAACUCAAUUUCAAUCGUAAUCUGGUGCAAGGGGUUUUGGAAUUAUCGGGCAUUGAAACGUCUAAAGCUUUGUUAUUCUUUCGAUGGCUUGAUGUGCCUGGCCGCUUCAAGCAUGAUGGGAAGACCUACAACUCAAUGGCUAGGGUUUUGGGGAAAGAAAACAUUGACCAGUUUCAUGAGUUUAUUGAAGAAAUGAGGAGUCUUGGUUACCAUAUGGAAAGUAAGACUUAUGUUACAGUUUUGAACAGGUUUCUUAAGGCUGAAAUGAUUACGGAAGCUGUAGAGCUAUUUGAGUUAGCUAUGGCUGGUAGAAACAAACCCACAGAACAGUUGUGCCACUUAGUGCUUUGCACAAUUUUCACAGCCAAUAAAGAUAUGGAUCUGAUUUCAAGAACGGUAAAAGCUUAUACGAGAAAUGGCAAAAUUUUGUCGGACAGUGUGCAGGGGUAUGUGCUUCGUUCUUUGAAAAUGGUUGGUAGAGAUGAACUGACGGACGAGGUGUUGAAAGCAAUGAAUGAGGGCGAAGGGAAUCUUGGCGAAAUGGAUACAUUGUUGUUGACGCAUGUGGUGAAAAAGAUUGUAGACGCUAAAUCUAAUGGAAUUAAAGUUUCCAUGAUCCCAGUGUCAGCGUGGAUUGUACUAAGAGCUUUGAGAUGGCAAGGUUUUGACGCCUACUUGGUAGGUGGUUGCGUCAGAGAUCUCCUAAUGAAGAGAACACCAAGGGAUUUUGAUGUCGUCACCACCGCUUCUGUUGAUCAGGUUCGUCAAUUAUUUGAGGAUUCACAAAUAGUUGGAAACAAGCAUCCUAUAUGUAAGGUCUCGAUAGGCGAAUCAGUUAUUGAGGUCUCCAAUGUAGGACGACCGCUUGUUCCUUCUUCACUACCCUGUGAAUGGGAUAAGAUUGACUACAUUCUGUACGCAAACAGUCAAAAACGGGACUUCACAAUUAACAGCUUGUUCUUGGAUCUCUUAUCGUACCAAAUCUAUGAUUACAACAACGGAAUAGAAGAUUUGGAAAACCGAAUGCUUCGCACAAUGAUCGCUGCAUCUGUAUCUUUCAAGAGAGAUUGUGCUAGAAUUCUAAGGGGUGUGAGAAUUGCAGCUCGUUUGGAUCUAUCAUUUUCAGAGGAAAUAGAGGAUGCUAUACCCAAACGUAUACAUUUGGUGGCACGCUUAGGCUCUUUUAGGUUAACGAGGGAGCUAAACUACAUGUUCUCUUAUGGAGCUGCUAUUCCUUCUAUCAACUUACUGCAGAAGUUGAAGCUCCUCCAUAUUCUGCUUCCAUUUCAGGCAGCGUGCCUGGAAGGAGGUGAAGAAGAAACAACAAAGAGCAGUGCCAUGCUGGAACGCUUAUUCUCCAACUUGGACAAGUUGCAUUCUUGUGGCAACCCUGCUGCAGAUUCACUUUGGUUAGUUCAUUAA